AUGAAGCGCUGGACCUCUUUAUUAAUAUUAACUAUUCUCGUAAUAAUAUCCAUAAAUAUAUGUGUUAUACAAUCAACUCAAUGCUUUCGGUAUCAAAAUCCACGCAAGCGAAACAUUGCUGUUAGAACGAAUUGCGAUGAUCCAAAACUUGAUCGAGUCAUCGAGGCAUUUAUAGAUGCAGGAAGCAUUUUAUCUUCAGUUUUAUACUUGAGAUCGUCAAUUGUUGUCAAUAUUAGUGCUUAUGACUUUUGUGCGGACGACCCACUUUGCAAUGGAGAUUACGCAUAUGACCCAGGAUACGCACAACCAACGUUAUUGUAUCUAUUAAAAGAUGAUGAUGGUGUAGAAAGGCUUUAUCCCCAAUCAUUGGUCAAACAAUUUAAUUUUUCGUCUGAUCCUGAAUAUAAUUAUCCGGAUAUCUAUGGCGAAUUCAAUCUUGGUCUUAAUUAUUGGUUCAAAGAUGAUCCGCCAAUUAAAUAUAAUCAAUAUGAUUUUCUGGGCUUGAUUCUCCAUGAAUUGUGUCAUGGAUUGGGUUUUCAAACAUCAUGGAGCACAUGGUCACCUGAUGAGUCGGCACAAUAUAUCACACCUAUGUUAAUGACAGAAGAGGACUACGAAUAUUUAUGGGAAGAUCGUUAUGACCCUAAUAAACGUGUUUCUUGGAUGGGAUUUAGAGAAAAUAUAUUUGAUAAAUAUUUGGUAUUUACUAAUACAGGAAAUUAUGUUUCGAACAAGACGGCAUUAUUAAAUGAAUUUUUUAGUAAUGAUAUUAAAGGAAGUUAUUAUGAUUUUCAACAAAAGUUUAUGUCAUCGCCACAGUAUGCUAUAGCCAAAGAUAUGAUGAAUAUAUCAACACAACCACAAACUCUUGGGUUAGUUAAUUGGAACUUAACUUCUCACCAUACACAAGGAGCAUUUAAUAUAAGUGACUUGUUUGUGGUCGAUACUACAUCAAGUGUAUUCGAUCCGUAUAAUAGUAUAAAUCAUGUGGACUUUACGAUAUAUACUAAUACUAGUGACUUUUUGAUGAGAAAUCAAUUAUUUCCAGGAGAGACGUUAAGCGGCGAUAUUAUGCUUGGAGGAAAAUUCCACAAUGGGCAACUUGUUGGUGCUAUUGGACCAAAGCUAAAGAGGUUUUUUGAAACAAUGGGAUAUGGAACAUAUAGCAGACCAAACCAUUCAUAUAUGCCAAAACUAGAAUUAGCACCUAUUAAUAUUAAUUCGGGAACGGCGGCUGUCGAAAUUCAAAUUCAUUUGCUCGUCCAAAUUCGUCGAAAUUCAGCAAUUGCCGCGGAUAAUACUGAAAUUUGA
Molecule: messenger RNA, 1311 nt
Organism: Cetraspora pellucida
Lineage: Eukaryota; Fungi; Glomeromycota; Glomeromycetes; Diversisporales; Gigasporaceae
Source: the annotation of a GenBank genome assembly